This is a messenger RNA of Osmia bicornis bicornis, 1381 nucleotides long. Its product is annotated as histone H3.3A. Bases 107 to 517 code for a protein of 136 amino acids. Lineage: Eukaryota; Metazoa; Arthropoda; Insecta; Hymenoptera; Megachilidae. Gene Ontology annotation, molecular function: protein heterodimerization activity; structural constituent of chromatin; DNA binding. Gene Ontology annotation, cellular component: nucleosome. The transcript has 3 exons. The record is from RefSeq and is a predicted model, not a curated record.
CCUAUCUCUUACAUGACUAAACUACGUUUCUGAAAACCAUUAGUGUAACGCCAUCGAACGAAACAGCUUGUGUAGUGAUCCUGUCGCAAACGUUUGAGGAGCAGAUAUGGCACGUACGAAGCAAACUGCUCGUAAAUCAACCGGAGGUAAAGCUCCGCGGAAACAACUUGCAACCAAAGCUGCACGUAAAAGUGCACCUUCUACCGGUGGUGUGAAAAAACCACAUCGUUAUAGGCCUGGUACCGUAGCGCUCAGAGAAAUCAGAAGAUACCAAAAAUCGACUGAAUUACUUAUAAGAAAAUUACCAUUCCAACGUUUAGUUCGUGAAAUUGCACAAGAUUUCAAGACUGAUUUGCGUUUCCAGAGUGCUGCAAUUGGAGCAUUGCAAGAAGCUUCCGAAGCUUAUUUGGUUGGACUGUUCGAAGACACAAACUUGUGUGCAAUUCAUGCUAAACGUGUUACAAUAAUGCCUAAAGAUAUUCAAUUAGCGAGAAGAAUCCGCGGUGAACGCGCUUAAGCAGUUCGACACUUGAAACUUUUUUCUACUCAAAUUCAUUUUGUCAUUGCAUUCUUCAAUGUUCUCAGAAAUAAUCAGAUUCAUUGUGUUUGAGUUUUUUUCCAUGAGUCAUUACUAUAGUUGACACUGCCAGGCCUUGAGCUAUAAGAUGCAGGAAAUAAAGUAUAUCUGUUAGUUAUAUCCGGUAGUUUAGUUAAAAUACAUUUAUUACUUGAUGGUAGGAAAGUAUGGAGAAGGCACCAAACGGAGUAUGUAGUUCAUAACAAAUAGCAAUGUCAUCUUGCAUAAUUACUUUAUUAUUAUGUACUGCACUAAGUGUACUAAAUGAUAUAUAAGCAAUACGAUAACGUAGAUUUAAUAUUUUGCAAAAAAGCCAGUUAUAUACCAUUAACGUUACUUCGUAAUGUAACUUCUAAAUACAAUUUUCUACACAUCAAACUUAGAAUAGAUUGAGUUUAUAAUACACUGUAAGAUCGUCCUUACGUACAAGUAAAUAUAGGUAAUCUUGUAGCGUUAUAUGAGAAGAAUCUGUAGAAAAUUGAAGUAUUAUUGAAUUAUGUACUAGGAAUGCUAAUAAGUUCAUGUUACUUUACUUGUAUUAUCUAAGUUGAUUCGCAUUUAUGUAUGUAAAUUCAUUGAAAUUAACAAAUUUGUGAAGUUACGAUUUUAUUAAUUAUUCUAUUAUUAAUUUAGUAAUUCUAACUAUAAAGAUCCUUUAAAUUUAACCUAAACUCUUUUAGUGAUAAAGUAUGCUCUUUUUUGUAUAUGUUAGGAAAUUAAAUUUUGGAAUAUACAUAUAAUGUAAUUUACGUUGACCACUAAUACCACCACGUAUGCGUACGAAAUACAAUUACAAAAUUUAAA